AUGAAAACUAUUUUUUUUUCUAUUUAGAAGGAAAAUCUGUACAUUUAAUUAAUUAACUAUGAAUACUGAAACAUUCCAUCAAGAUGAUUUUGAUUUUAAUUACCAAUCAAAUCCAAUGGACUUCGCCAGGCCCCGACCCAGGAAAGCGCAAUACAAUAACGCGUAUGGAAACUACAGGGGAGGCUAUCGUGGCGGUGCCGUCUUUCAACGUGGCCCGCCGCCGGCACUAAUGGACCUUCCGAUGCCUCGACUAGGUUUUUUUAGGCCUCCUGGUCCAUAUGGCCCUCCUGGCCCAUAUGGCCGCUCUCCUGGAUCAUACGGCCCGCGUGGAUCACCAUUUCGUCCAGGCCCAAUGACAUAUGGUAGAAACAACCGUGGUGUCCCAUUUGAAGAGAAGGCUAUAAGGUUUUUGAUGAGAUGUGGACUUGUCAGGGAUGCAUUGAAGACUAUACCCAGAGAUGUACUUUGGAUGAUUGAGCCCAAUCGUUGUGGCCUGUGUGACAUCACCUUUGAAAAUUUCAACAUGUGUAAGUUUCUAUGUUUCUUUUAUCACAUGUUCAGUCUCAUGACAAGGACAGUUAAUCUCAUUAUAAUUUUUCAUCUCAACCACAUCGUAUCUAUGGUGUUUACGUUCAUUGUCUUCUUGAUUUGCAAAACAAUAAUGUUGUGGUUUCGCAGGAUCGUGGAAGGGCGCAAGGCUCCCAAGAACCCGGUGCUGUUGCAAAAUGGAAUGCAAGACAGAUUGAACCAAUUGGUCCGUCGUGAAAAGAAAAGUAUGAAGUCUGAGCCAGAAAAACCUAGCGUCGCACCAAAAGAUCCAAAACUGACGAUAGUUCACCACACCUCUGACCUUCAUUGUGAUAUCUGUAAUACGUCGGUGACAUGCACCGAGCAAAUGACGAUGCAUCUGAACGGGAAGAAGCACCUGAACAAGGAAAAGCAGCACAUCCUAAAUAUGAUGAAGGGUGAAGAAUCUAAAGGCAAUGCAGGUCAAGGAGAAGGCGACAACGCGGCUGAGAAAGAUACUGAAAAAGCCAUUGAAGAAGAAGCUGAUGAAGAAGAAGCCGAUGAAGAAGAAGCGGAUGAAGAAGAAGCCGAUUGGGAAAAUAAUGGAGAAAAAUGGGAAUAACUCUAUAAUGGUUAUUAAAGCUUAAACAUUGAUGUUUGUUUCAAUGUUACUAAUAUUCAACUUGUGAAACUACAAAUUACAUGAAUCACAUCUAAUAUGGAUAGCAACUUGCUACUUGUUUCAUUUUAAACUGUCUUGAACUUUUCUUAUACCUAUGAUUAUAUGGGCUUG
Molecule: messenger RNA, 1300 nt
Organism: Hyposmocoma kahamanoa
Lineage: Eukaryota; Metazoa; Arthropoda; Insecta; Lepidoptera; Cosmopterigidae
Gene: dbf
Exons: 9
Coding region: 59-1129 (356 amino acids)
Molecular function (GO): nucleic acid binding; zinc ion binding
Source: RefSeq, a predicted model, not a curated record